Molecule: messenger RNA, 1219 nt
Organism: Plectropomus leopardus (leopard coralgrouper)
Lineage: Eukaryota; Metazoa; Chordata; Actinopteri; Perciformes; Serranidae
Source: RefSeq, a predicted model, not a curated record
GUGAUAUAAAGAUGUGAAUCUGUUAGGACAAAGCGGACAGGCCGAGCCCCUGCAGAUAUGAGCGACGUGGCGGAGGAAGCGAUGGACAGCUCUGCGGUGUCAGAGGAGGAAGUGGAGGACCAGCAGGACGCGUCACAGAACGACCAGUCGAGUCCCAACAAAAGCAGCACCAAAAUAUCUGCUGUGGGUGAAAUUAUAGAGGGCAAGAGAACAAAGAAGAGCGUGGAGAGGCUCGACUUUCAGGCACCGAAGCAAAAGGAGAAGCUCAAGAUUGGAGAUGGUAGCGGAGAUCGAUUAGGAGACAUUCCUCGGACCGGCUACCAGAUCACCAAGAUGAAGCCAGCUGACCUGAAGCCUCUGCACGCCAUCCUGUUCGACAGACCCGGAAAGAUGGCCACCUUAAAGAAGAACCUGCGUCUGUUUAACGGCUUCCCUUUUGAUGCCGACAGCGAACAGUACUCCAAAAAACGAGAAAAACUCCUAAAGAACUCGAAUUUCACCAACACCAAACUGAAAGUCGUCUGCGGCGUUUUGGAUCUGGAGAAGAAAGGAACACACUCGGACCUGGUGGACAGGAUCCUGACCUUCCUCAUCUCACCCAAAAACAGCGGGAAGCGUCUGCCCGUCAAGAAAAAGAGGAAGUCAAAGAAGAAGCUGUCAGGCGACGACUCGAAGGCCAGCGCCAAGAAGAAGAGCAAACCCAAACCCCGGAGCUCAUCGUCCAGUCCCAAAAAGUCCAAAACGGGAAGCAAGUCCAAAGCCAUCGUCAUGGACUCCAGCAGCGACGAGGACGAUGAUGAGGAGGACGAGAAGGCGGGCGCUUCAGCUGAGGCCGAGGGCUCGGACACAGAGGACAAACCCUCUGAGAAAGAGGAGGACCGGUCUGACCAGUCAGACCAGUCUGCAGACCAGGACCAAGAGGAGGAGGACGAUGAUGAAGAUGAUGAGUCUCCCAAAUCAAAGUCGGGCAGAGGGAAGUCGGCCUCCAAAAAAUCCGCCCCAGUGAAAAGACAGAGGACGCCGGCGAAGAAGGCGGCUCCUCCGAAAAAGAGAGCGAGGAAGGACGUUUCCGACGACUCUGACUCCGACGCCGACAGUGAAGCUGAUGAGAAGCCCAAAAAAAAGAAAUCUGCUCCGGCCAAAUUUGCCGCCAAAACCAAGAAGGCAGACAGCAGCAGCAACAGCAAGAACAACACCAACACAGGUGAGCUGUUCAGAC